AUUUAUUCUAAUAAGCGAUUGCAAGCUAAAGUGGAUGUGUAUUCCCUACAAAGAGAAAGACAAAUUCAAUAAAGAGGGAAAUAUUUAGAGCAUAAAAAAGAGAAGGAAGUAAUAGAAUAUCCGCGAAUUAUAAAAUUUUUGUUAUAAAAAAUGGAAACUGGAGAGGAUACACGACCAGAGUGGGGUAAAAGAUUAUCAAAAUGCGUACCGCUGCCCCAACGAGUAAUCAUGUCCAUAAUGGGAUUUUUAUCGAUUAUCAAUAACUAUACGUUACGCAGUUGCAUUUCCGUUACAAUAACGCGUCUGGUCUUGGCACGUUCUUACUCCAAUGAAACCGAGGCCAGUGGAGAAGUUUGUCCAAAACCGGACGAAACAGUUGAUGAUGAGGAGACGCCCGGUGGUGAAUACGAUUGGUCACAGGAACUACAAGGUUACAUACUUGGUUCCUUUUACAUUGGCUACAUAUUGGGUCACGUGCCAGCGGGCUUACUCUCUGAAAAGUAUGGCGCUAAAUGGGUGCUCGUCUGUGGCAUGUCUACCGCCACAAUACUAACAUUAUUAACGCCUCUCUGCAUUACUUUACUCGGACCUUACGCUCUGAUUGUUUUACGUACCAUAAUGGGUUUCGGUGCGGGCUUUUCGUAUCCCUCAUGUAGUGCGCUCUUGGCACACUGGGUACCGAUACAUGAACGUAGUUUACUUGGCGCUUUUAUAAUGGGCGGUGGUCAAAUGGGCACUGUCUUGAGUAAUAGUUUAUCGGGUGCUCUGCUGCGUUACGCAAAAUGGCCAUGGGUAUUUUAUACAUUCGGUAUAAUGGCAGCAUUGUGGAUUUUAUUUUUCAUUUUAAUGUGUUUUAGCGAUCCGAAUUCACAUCCGUAUAUUAGUGACAAGGAGAAGGAGUAUCUAAUGAAACAUAUGGGCCGUUUAGGACGUGAUCAUAAUUUGCCACGUUUCCCUUGGGUUCCCGUAUUCAAGAGUAAGGAGAUGUGGGUGCUCAUUUUAGCACAAAUUGCGCACGAUUGGGGUUUUUAUGUGAUGUCCUCUUGUUUUCCGAAAUUUCUCAAUGAUGUGUUGCAAUUACAAAUACUCAAAACCGGCAUAUUUUCAUCGAUACCAUUUCUUUUGUUUUGGCUAUUUUCACUAAUAUUCGGUGGAAUUGCUGAUUGUGUUAUAAAACGGAAUGCGACGAAGGCCACAAUCGCACGAAAAGUUAUGACUUUUAUAGCUGCCACGCCCUCCGGUCUCUUUAUGGUUUUAGCCGUCUAUGUUGGUUGUAAUACAGCAUUGAUAAUCUUAUGUUUUACCAUUUCGAUGUCUUUGAUGGGAGGCUAUUAUGCCGGCAUUAAAUUGACUGCAAACGAUAUGACACCGAAUUAUUCCGCAACUGUUAUGGCCAUAGUGAAUGGCAUAGGCGGUAUUGCUGGUGUGCUUGCACCAUAUUCUGUAGGAUGGUUAACUAAAAAGACACACUUACAUGAAUGGCAACAGGUAUUUUGGUUGGCGCUUGCAAUACUUACAAUACCAACAAUUCCGUUUUGCAUUUGGGGCACAGCUGAAGUACAGGAAUGGAAUGAGUCAGCGAAAAAGGAAUGAAUUUCUUCGAAAGCACCAAAACUCGUUUUGCGUUUUAUGAACGAUUUAAAAUUAAGUAACAACUGAAAAUUAUAAAUUUAUUACGUUUGACACUGAACAAACAGCUACUGCUAAUUAUUUGGAACUUCCGUUCAGCACACUCGUGCUUAGAGACACUAUUAAUUUUUAUGAAACUAUUAAUUUUUAUGAAACUAUUAAUUUGUUGUUGUUACUUUUAUUAACAUUGUACGCACUUAUUACUUAUUACACCAUAAAUCGAGUUUAGUUUAGAAUAUUUCAUUUCACAAAUAAAAACACAAAAAUUAUUUCCGGACGCGCUUACCGGCGAUUUAAUUUUCUUUGCUAUGAAUAUGGCGUUACCAACUAUUUUACCUGAAAGUGUAAUAAAAUGACAGUUCUGAAGAGAGAAUCUUUAUUAAAAAGUAAUUGUUAAUUAUCAUUUAAAUUAAUAUACUAUUUUUUACUGUAAUAAACAAUACAAAACCGAAGCUAUAAGAGAAGCCGAAAAAUCUGUUUCAAAAUAAUCCCAAUGCAACGAAUGCAUAACCAAACAACGAAAUUAAGUUGGCAGUUGUGUUUCAUUUCCUUCGGAAGCAUAAGUAGCUGAACGGAAAAAUAUCCGGAAAUUAGACAAAAUAUUGUAUAAUAAAUACAUUUUUGAAAUUUUUGAGAGAAAAUAAUGAGUGCAACUUAUUUGAGAUAUCCUGGGAUUAGCCUUGUAGAGCCUUCUAGGUGUACACGUGUUUUGAUACACUGCGAAAUAGCAAAUCGGGCAUACCCAUUUUCUUAUUUGAGUUUUAGUUCGAUACUUUGGUAUCGGAUAAUAUAAUUGGCGCUUAUAUGGUGCAUCUUUAUUUCCAACAUAUUUCUUUUAAGAGCCUCAAAACAGCUGAUGGAUUCUUAUUAAAAAGGUUCGUUUUUCGCUUCAUGCCAGAAACAUGUGUUUUCCCUGCUGUGAAGGCACUGCAAAAAAUUAGAAACUUAGUUUACUGUAAUUUUGAAUAUUGCUCUAGCGAUAUUCAUUCUGCUCCGCACCGUAACA
This is a messenger RNA of Ceratitis capitata (Mediterranean fruit fly), 2635 nucleotides long. RefSeq names its product putative inorganic phosphate cotransporter. Gene Ontology annotation, biological process: transmembrane transport; monoatomic anion transport. The record is from RefSeq and is a predicted model, not a curated record. Bases 151 to 1593 code for a protein of 480 amino acids. The transcript has 7 exons. Gene Ontology annotation, molecular function: transmembrane transporter activity. NCBI's taxonomy places the organism in Eukaryota, Metazoa, Arthropoda, Insecta, Diptera, Tephritidae.